Molecule: messenger RNA, 1631 nt
Organism: Epinephelus lanceolatus (giant grouper)
Lineage: Eukaryota; Metazoa; Chordata; Actinopteri; Perciformes; Serranidae
Product: cocaine- and amphetamine-regulated transcript protein-like
Biological process (GO): cellular response to starvation; negative regulation of appetite; G protein-coupled receptor signaling pathway
Molecular function (GO): neuropeptide hormone activity
Source: RefSeq, a predicted model, not a curated record
AGAGUGCCUCUGAUGUUUCACACCAUCAUUUUUCCUUUUUUACUGUGUGGUAACAUCCCUACAGGUUAUAUCUAAAACCCAGGGCUGUUGUUGUUGUACAGUUUCCACGGCUGCAGAUGGCUCUGUGUUUCUAUUGGUCAAAGGCUGUGACGGGAGAGGUUGCGAGAGACAAAAAGAAAAUCAGACAUGCUAGACUUUGUGUCAGGAUGUCGUGAGGCAUCCCAGACAUUGUUGUCUACUACACAAGAUGAAACGAUGGAUUAUUGUGUAUGACACUCGUUGUCGUUCAAGAUCCGAGCCGACACCAUACGUUGCUGCGUCGGGCUGUAAUCGGGCUGAUAUCAUGUAGUGUGAACCAGGCGUAAGUCAUUUUUUGGGAUCUUCUGACAUGGUUGGCUGCUGCUUUGUAAUACGUUUUUUUUUUGUUGGCACUCUGAGCACCACAAGCCGAGGGGCCAUCUUGUUCCAUCACGUUGGAGAGAUGACAGACAUCCCUACAGCUGAUAUCUCCAACACUCGGCAACUCGCACCAAAAACAUCUAGACUAAUAAACACCACAGCUGAGGUCUUCCUCUGACCCCCUGCAGCAACAUGAACACACCGACCUCCAUCUUCAUUGUCCUGCUGUCUCUCCUCGUCCUCCUCCUCGUGUCCUCGGGUGAGACAGGAAGUCGAUGGACGGAUGAAACAGAGAGAAAGUCAGAGGACAGCAGAGAGCUGCUGCUCGUCCUUCAGAACGUUCUGGAGAAACUUCAGAACAGGAAGUCGUCGAAUUUGAACAGAAGACAGAGCCGCCUGCCGACCUGUGAGGCCAGGGCUUCCUGCUCGGUGAAGAAAGGUCCUCGCUUCGGUCAGCUGUGCGACUGUCCGCCAGGCUCCAAGUGUCACCUCUUCUUCCUCAGGUGUUUGUGACCUUCAUCACAUCAGAGCAUCACCAUCAUCCUCAUCAUCCUCCGUGUCUUAACUCCUCCAGAGUCUCUUCAUCAUGUAGUUUUUUGUUUUCAAUCCAGAAACACUGGAUAUACUACAUUUCCCAUGAUGCACCUGGAGUGUCUUUCAUUGGAGCCUAACACAUACUGAAAUGCUGCAAUCUGUUGUACUUGCAACUCAGAAAAAAACAGGAACUGUCAGUGAAUUUGGAAAUUUGAGCUCGAGUUCGUCGACAUAAACACACCUAAUGUCACAGCACCCGUUUACACAACAUUGAGCUGUUAUACGUUACUUUAAAGGUCCAGUGUGUUGGAUUUAAGGGGAUAUAUUGGCAGAGGAAGAGACCUCUGUGGAUAAUUUGGCUCCUGGUAAAACCCUCCUGAACAAUGAACACUGACUGGAAUUCUAACUGGAAGUUUCAGCUGGUUGCAAUCUGCAGUCCUCACCACUAGAUGCCACUAAAUCCCCCUAAAUCGUACACACUGCUCCUUCAGUGAGAAGACACGAACAAGACAGCUGACUUAUCAUGUAUGCCGUUUCGUUUUUGCUCUUGGCGUUGCGGUGAUUGAUGUCGGUCCUCUGUAGAUGCUUGUGAAGCUCAGAGACUUGACAUACAAAGGCGUCUACGCUUCCCCGAGCAGACGCGCUGUGACGCAUUUAUAUCGGAUAUUGGAAACUCCAACUUGGAAUUAUGGACUUCC